This is a messenger RNA of [Candida] anglica, 1490 nucleotides long. The record is from the annotation of a GenBank genome assembly. NCBI's taxonomy places the organism in Eukaryota, Fungi, Ascomycota, Pichiomycetes, Serinales, Debaryomycetaceae.
UAAUGUAAAUUAUAUUUACACCAAUUCGUAGUUCUCAGGUACAUAAGUUUAAAACUAGAACGCCCUUAGAGAUCGAUCCUUAUGCAAUCGAUUACAUAACCACAAUGUAAUUUUAAUAUUAUACUUAUUUUUACCCCUUUCAGUACAAUACUGUUUAGCACUAAAACCAGCUUUCAAUAUUUAUGCGGCUUAAAAAUUUUAGCUUCAUACAAAUUCAAAUAAAGUAGAUGUAUACAAUAGAUUGGGCUCAUCGCCCAACCCCCUUCUCAGUCAACCAAUCCACGGCCAACGAAUUAAAAAACAAACACCAUACUCGGCUAUACUUGCCUUACAUACUGAGUGCGCUCAAAGCCACUCUUUUUUUUUUUGCACGCAGUCACCAAUUGGUUAUAUUCAAACCUCUGCGCAUACAAUGUUACUACUGUACAUCAAGUAUACCUGUUUCAGAUUGAAGUAAAAUAAUACCGAAAUUGCCCAAGAAUUUAAUCUCGUAUACACAUAUCAAGUAACCAAAUUUCAAUCAAAUCAUGAUUUUCGGUUGAACAGGCAAUUCCUGUUGAAGUACAUCUAGCUAUCCUGCAGACAUAAAAAUGGGUCAAAACACGGGCUAAAGUUUCAGUUCGCGCUAAAUAUCAACAGUUAUGCAUGGUUCAAGGAUACAAAAAAUGCUUUGAAGUCAACCUGUGCCUCACUACGAAGAAGGGACUUUGAUCCAAAACAUCGCGUAUCUCUCUUCAAGCAAAAUACUAUGCCUCAACUGACAAACAUGCAGACGCAUAUUAAUAAUAAAAAAAUAAUUCUAAGAGAGAAAAAAAAAAACUCCCCCCAUAAUCCCACACAAAUGAACCAAUAUGAAUGGAAAAAUAUAUUUUUAUAUUGGUGGUUUGUAGCGUAGCCCACAGUUGUUACCAAUGUAUUAUUGCUUGUAUAUCCUCCACAUUAAAUACCCGCCCUAAAACCAGCUAACUGUCUAGUUUUACAUUUUCAGUUUAUGAAACAUGCACGCGCGCGGUUAAAUUACGGCGCAAUGCGGAUAUACAUACUUUGAUUUCCGUCUUGUACAGUUGAUGCUUGAUUCCAAAAAAAUAAAAAAAAUAAAUGCUAUGCGUAAGAAAAGGCUUAAAAGACUUCCAUAAUCGGCGAUGUGCUUCUAAUGUCGACGCGCGCAUACAAUUGUUUCCAUUACUACUAGGUAUAUAUUCUCCUACAAACUAUCAAUCUCUCAAAGAAUUGAUAUGGAUUAUAUGUUAAAUUGCUUGAGGGUGCCGUUCCCGACGCCUCUGUACGCCUGCAUUCAUUCAGUGCUUGCUUCGAUUCAAACCUUACUUUAAAUUUUAUUCUCAUAGCAAUAAUCGUUCCUCGUAUUAUUUCACUAAACCAAAAAUUCUUCUUAAAUCCUUUUCAUUUAACAAUAGGGUCCCUUGUCUUUAUGACCUUCUCAUCACGCACAUUCUUAACAAAUACGGAUACAACACAAACACGGAGUAAAU